Saccostrea cuccullata (small rock oyster) is the source of this 1683-nucleotide messenger RNA. RefSeq lists its product as uncharacterized. The transcript is spliced from 3 exons. Gene Ontology annotation, biological process: negative regulation of translation; protein polyubiquitination; proteasome-mediated ubiquitin-dependent protein catabolic process. Gene Ontology annotation, molecular function: protein binding; ubiquitin protein ligase activity; translation repressor activity. Bases 1 to 1683 code for a protein of 560 amino acids. The record is from RefSeq and is a predicted model, not a curated record. NCBI's taxonomy places the organism in Eukaryota, Metazoa, Mollusca, Bivalvia, Ostreida, Ostreidae.
AUGGCAGAAGCAAUGAUGAAUACUCCAGACAACCCCAGCUAUGUGACACCUGAAGGGUAUGUAGGAGCCCCCAUGCCAGAGUCACAGGAUGCAGUGGGAUUAGAUUUGGGCAUGUAUAAUCUUCCAGAAUAUGCGAAUAAAGAAGAUAUGGGCAUAUUAAAUACAACUCUGGAUGGGAUUGUUAACAUGCUGUCUGCUCUUGACAACAAGAUGAAUGAUAUGAACAACAAGGUGAGUGAUCUUAACAACAAGCUGAAUUAUAUUGAAGUGAAAGUUACUAACAUGCAAGACAAAAUGAGAGGAGGAGGAGGAAGCACUUACCAGAAAAAAGAAGGACAAGGGGAAUCGGGAGAAAAAAAGAAAACUAGACAGACGGAUCCAUGCUACAUCUGCAAAGAGUUAGGGCAUUGGGCCCCAGAUUGCCCCAAGAAAGAUUUGUGCUACAAGUGCGGGAAAUUUGGCCAUUGGGCUAAUCAGUGUACAGAGGAUGAGGAGGAUCAACAAUUCGUCAAAGAAAUACAAAAACUGGAGGAAAAGCCUCAAAAACCCAAGAUUUCAGGGACCCACCAGACCAAACCUCCAGUGAAAGAAGGAGACAAAAAAGAGAAAAAGGAACACAACAGAGAGAUUCCAGGACCCAGCACUACUCACAAGAGGAAACUAUCCCUGAUGACCGAUAAGGCCCAGAAGAAGAAAAAACCAGCAAAUGAAGACUUGACGAAUCCCCCACGAAGAGUUCAAGUGCCAAUGCCAAUAUUUAAACAAAAGGAAAUAGACUGCACACAGCUUAGAAUCUUGUUUGGAUCCCUUUUACCAUUUCCCAUUACAAAACAGGAAGGGACUUUUAAUCGCUCAGCAUCUCCAGGGGACACAGAAUUCUACACUCCUAGCCUUAUCACUUCGAUAGACACUGGGUUCGAAACCCUUUACAAAGUUACCUGUAAUUGUGAUGAAGAAAUCUGGGCAAGUGGAGAAGACAGUAAAAUAAAAUAUUUUGAUGGUCAAGGAUCAACGAUCAAUGAAAUUGAAACAACAUCAGAGGACUGGCCUUUUGACAUAGCAAUGACAAAUAAUGGCAAUUUAGUUUAUAUAGACGGCGCAAGGAAAACUAUUGAGUUGAUUAAGAAUGGAGAAAGAAAAAGAUUGGUCACGCUACUGGAAUGGAAUCCUGUUGCUAUUUGCGUCACUUUAAAUGACGAACUCUUAGCUACCAUGUUCAGUGACGAUAAAACACAGUCCAAAGUUGUCCGAUACUCUGGCUCGAUCCAAAAACAAACAAUCAUGUUUGACAACGAGGGAGUACAUCUACUUUCAGGAAAUGAUAAAAUUAAAUACAUAUCAGAAAACGGGAACUUGGAUAUCUGUGUUGCAGACUUCGAAGCUUCUGCAGUUGUGGUAGUCAAAGAGUCUGGGGAGUUUCGGUUUAGAUACACAGGUUAUCUAUUCGCUGCCAAGGAAAGCCCUUUUAAACCCUGUGGUAUCGCAACAGAUAGUGAAAACCAAAUCCUAACAGCAGACUGUGCGAACCACUGCAUCCAUAUCUUAGACCAGGAUGGACAGUUCUUACAAUACAUAGAAGGAUGUGAUCUGGAUCGGCCAUGUGGUUUAUGUAUCGACAAAAACGACAACUUGCUUGUGGCUGAGACGAAUGGUAAACUGAAGAAAAUCAAGUAUAAAGAUUAG